Molecule: messenger RNA, 2016 nt
Organism: Phytophthora nicotianae INRA-310
Lineage: Eukaryota; Oomycota; Peronosporomycetes; Peronosporales; Peronosporaceae
Exons: 3
Coding region: 1-2016 (671 amino acids)
Biological process (GO): transmembrane transport
Cellular component (GO): membrane
Molecular function (GO): ATP hydrolysis activity; ABC-type transporter activity; ATP binding
Source: RefSeq, a predicted model, not a curated record
AUGCAUCCAAAGACAACGAAGGAGAGAAGCCGGAGCGUGAACUUCACGUACCCCAGUCGGCCGGAUGUGCAGAUUCUGAACGACUACAACGUCACCAUUGAACCUGGUCAGACUGUCGCCUUUGUUGGUGCGAGUGGAGGUGGUAAGAGUACUCUCAUCUCGCUGCUUGAGCGCUUCUACGACCCUCAAGAAGGCUCCAUCUUGCUGGACGGACGAGAUGUCAAGACGCUGAACGUGAAAUGGCUACGGUCACAGAUCGGUCUCGUAUCGCAAGAGCCUGUGCUGUUCGCUACUACCAUCUUUGAGAACAUCGCAGCGGGUGGAAAUGAAAUCUCUCGUGACCAGGUGAUGGCAGCGGCAAAGCUGGCCAACGCCCACAAUUUCAUCAUGUCGUUACCGGAACAGUACGAUACACUGGUAGGUGAGAAGGGAGUGUCAUUGUCGGGUGGUCAGAAGCAGCGUGUAGCUAUCGCUCGAGCGAUUGUGCGUGAACCAAAGAUGCUGGUACUGGAUGAAGCGACAAGUGCACUAGAUGCAGAGAGCGAGCGAGUGGUUCAGGCAGCUUUGAACGAUUUGAUGGACAAGACUCGCAUGACGACGCUGGUGAUCGCUCAUCGGUUGAGUACGAUUCGAAACGCAGACAAGAUCGUAGUGGUGAAUGGUGGUCACGUAGUCGAGGAAGGAAACCACGCUGAGCUAUUGACAAUUGAGGAUGGAAUCUACAACAAGUUGUACACAAUCCAAGAAGAGAAAGCUCAAGAAGAAGCUCAAGCUGCAGCUUCUGCGUUGAAAGAAGCUGAGUUGGGAGAACCGCACUCACAAAGUUUACGCCAUCACAGUAGUCGGUCUGUCAAUAGUGACCACAUGGAGGAGGACAAGAAGGCGAGUCUGGAGAAAGCAGAUACAAGCAAGACGUUUACGAUCUUCGACGCCAUCGCGUUCUCCCGUCCUGAGAGAUCUGCAUUCAUCGUUGGUAUCUUCGCUGCUGCGGUCAUGGGUUGUGCUCUACCAAGUUCUGCAGUACUCAUCAGUGAGCUGGUUGCGACCAUGACGACAAACUACACUCUGUACAAAGAAUCAAACGUCCAAUCUGCGCUGGAUGAUCUCAAGCACGACGUGAUGGUGUAUGGCCUCUGUUAUGUAGGCGGAUCCGUCGUCAUGUUUCUCGCUGCAGCGACCCAGAACUAUUGCUUCAAGUACAUGGCGGAGAAACUCACCUCCCGACUACGAGACAUCCACUUUACCGCACUAUGUCGACAAAAUAUUGGUUUCUUCGAUGAGAAGAAGAACGCAACGGGUGCUUUAACCGCUGAUCUCUCGACGAACGCUACGAAAGUUGCUCUUAUCUCCGGUGACUCGCAGGGACGCGUUGUUCAGGCGAUCUUCACGUUUGUAGCAGCGUUGGUGAUCUCCUUCACGACUGGAAGUUGGUUGUUGACACUCGUGAUGUUGGCUGUGUUCCCGUUCUUGAUAGCCGGCCAAAUGGUUCGUAUGCAUCAAAUGAAGUCGUCUGGACAUCUGUCGGAUGAGCUUUCAGACGUUGGCGCUCACGCUUCAGAAGCUUUGAGUAACAUCCGUACCGUGGUCUCUCUGGGACUGGAAAACUCGAUUUGUGGCAAGUUUUCUGCCUUGUUGGAAGAACCAUUGGCCAGUGGACGUCGUGAAGCUCAGCUCAACGGACUUGCGCUUGGCUUCAGCUCGUUCAUUCUCUUCGCGACCUAUUCGCUCGUGUUCUGGUACGGCGGAAAGUUAGUGGAUGACCGAGAGAUUAACUUCAAAGAGCUCAUGAGAACGCUCAUGGCCAUCAUGAUGUCGGCCCAGGGCAUUGGCAACGCAACUUCCUUUAUGGGCGAGUCUGACAACGCAUUGAAGGCCGUGCACACGCAACUUCGUCAACUGUCAGUUGUAGAGAAGGUCACGCCCGAGGUCAAGGCCAAGAUUGAGUCUCUUGUGCCGUUCGUGCCGGAGGUCGCGAAACCCGAUGGAACGGAGAAGCGCAGGACCAAAUUUUUGUAA